UUUCAACCCUACUUGGAAAGUUACAAAUUGCAAAGUCAAUCCAACCACAGAAUUCGGGCGUCUGGUGGGUUAGGAGCCCUUUAAGCUGGGGCUUUAAAGAUUCGCACAACUAGCAACCCAAGCUUUCUCUGAACAAAGCUUUCGAAAGUCUGCAAUGCUUCCUCUUCCUGCCAACUUGUGGAGUCUCAUCUGCCAGGAAAAACAUAACGUAUGUAAGCAAAAAGUGAAGGAUGAUUCUCUAGUCCAUCCACCAGGCAAAAGCAAAGCACAAAAGGAAGAAUCUUUAUAUGCAAAAUCAUCUUCUUAAACUCUCUUAAUGAGCUUUUCUAGUUCUUGACAAACCAAACCCACCUGCCAAAUCUUUCUGGAAAAGAAAAUUCUCUCAAUGGGACACUGCUUCUCAAGAUCCCGAUCUCAUGAUAUUCCAAUCUCUUCCUCUUCUGAUGGCUCACCUCCACCUUCCUAUCAGCCUUUACCCAAAAGAACGCAAGAACAGCCACAACCCCAUCAGUACACACCAGCUCCUUUACAACCAAAGCCAGUUAAAGCUCCUUCAAGUUCAACUUCUCAGAUUGGUCCCAUUUUAGGCAACCCAUUUGUUGACAUCAGCUCAAUUUAUGCUCUUGAUAAAGAGUUGGGAAGAGGUCAGUCUGGUGUUACUUAUCUCUGUACUGAGAGAUCAACUGGGAAUAAAUAUGCCUGCAAGUCCAUUUCCAGGCGCAAGCUUGUGCAUGACAAAGAUAUUGACGAUGUUAGGAGGGAGAUUUUGAUUCUACAGCACUUGAAUGGACAACCCAAUAUUGUCGAAUUUAAAGGUGCUUAUGAAGAUAAACAGAAUCUGCAUUUGGUUAUGGAGUUGUGCUUGGGUGGUGAGCUUUUUGAUCGAAUUAUAACCAAAGGGACUUAUUCAGAGCGUGAAGCAGCUUCAAUUUGUCGCCAGAUUGUAAAUGUGGUUCAUGUUUGUCAUUUUAUGGGCGUGAUGCAUAGAGACUUGAAGCCUGAGAAUUUCUUGUUGGUGAAUCGGGAGGAAAAUUCUCCUAUAAAAGCAACAGAUUUUGGACUCUCCGUCUUCAUUGAAAAAGGGAAAGUUUACAAGGACAUUGUUGGAAGUGCAUACUAUGUUGCCCCAGAGGUGUUGCGGCGAAACUAUGGGAAGGAGAUAGAUGUAUGGAGUGCUGGAGUCAUUUUAUACAUUCUUUUAAGUGGAGCGCCUCCAUUUUGGGCUGAGACUGAGAAGGACAUACUUGAAGCAAUUUUAAAAGAUAGCCUGGACUUGCAGAGCAAUCCAUGGCCUACGAUAUCACCUUCUGCCAAAGAUCUAAUCAGGAAAAUGUUAAAUAAGGAUCCUAGGAAACGAAUCACUGCUGCAGAAGCCCUUGAACAUCCAUGGCUGAAGGUGGGUGGUGACACAUCUGAUAAACCAAUUGAUAGUGUUGUUCUAAUUAGGAUGAAGCAAUUCAGAGCGAUGAACAAGAUGAAGAAGCUUGCCCUAAAGGUCAUAGCAGAAAGCCUCACUACCGAAGAAAUCAAGGGCUUAAAAGAGACGUUUAACAACAUGGACACUGAUGGAAGCGGCACAAUCACCUUUGAAGAACUAAAAGAUGGAUUGCGCAGGCUGGGAUCUAAGCUUUCUGAAACAGAAAUAAAGCAGCUCAUGGAUGCUGCUGAUGUUGACAAAAAUGGAACCAUUGAUUACACUGAAUUCAUUAGUGCAACUAUGCAAAAGCAUAAACUAGAGAAGGAAGAACAUUUGUACAAGGCAUUUCAGUAUUUCGACAAGGAUGACAGUGGGUUUAUUACUAGAGAGGAGUUGAGACAAGCUCUGACUCAACAUGGAAUGGGUGAUGAGGCCACAAUAGAUGAAAUUCUUGAGGAUGUUGAUACUAAUAAAGAUGGAAGAAUCAACUAUGAGGAGUUUGCAACCAUGAUGAGAAAAGGAACUCAAGAUACAAUGGGAAAAUAAGAUAAAGCUAAGUGUAGAGUUCAUAAGGCCAAGAGAUGGCCAAGUCUCAUCUGUACGCUUGUUGCAAAUUGAGCUUUAUUCUCCUUGUGUUCAUGCUAGAUGUUAAUAAAAUUCCUCGCCCCGGCUUUUGUCAAUUUUUAAGUACACAAGGCAACCAACUCAUCAUAUGGAUAACUUUUAAUUUGUAUAUAUAAAAAAGUCAGUUUAAAAUUGAUGAGUUGAAA
Mangifera indica (mango) is the source of this 2187-nucleotide messenger RNA. Its product is annotated as calcium-dependent protein kinase 29-like. Bases 386 to 1963 code for a protein of 525 amino acids. Gene Ontology annotation, molecular function: calcium/calmodulin-dependent protein kinase activity; calcium-dependent protein serine/threonine kinase activity; ATP binding. The transcript has 8 exons. Gene Ontology annotation, cellular component: cytoplasm; nucleus. The record is from RefSeq and is a predicted model, not a curated record. Gene Ontology annotation, biological process: peptidyl-serine phosphorylation; protein autophosphorylation; intracellular signal transduction. Lineage: Eukaryota; Viridiplantae; Streptophyta; Magnoliopsida; Sapindales; Anacardiaceae.